This is a messenger RNA of Amoebophrya sp. A120, 3113 nucleotides long. Lineage: Eukaryota; Dinophyceae; Syndiniales; Amoebophryaceae. The record is from the annotation of a GenBank genome assembly.
AUGCACAACCCAAUAAAUUUCUUCGUCUCUGCGUAUGACGAACAAGAUGCCCAGUACCAAGAAUUCUUUUUCCGCGCGGAGGACCGGACAAACGCCGUCGGGCUCGGCAAACACACAGACCGGUGGGCGCCGAGAGAGUUGGUUGCGCGGCUGGAGCAGAGAAGGCGGGAGCUGCAGGAGAUUGUUAAUGGUGGAAGUGCUCCUGGUCCUGACACGGCAACUUCUAGAGGAGAGGAAGCUCCUUUCAUCCGACAGAUCAAAGCGUUGCGGGAGGAGGAGAGCACCAUAUCCCAGUUUGAAACGCAGUAUUACAAACAUCUCUUCGAUAGUACUGCCGCAAAAGAGCAACAGGAACAGCUAUUAAAGGAACAACAGGAGCAAGCGACAGCCGUCGCAGCAGCGGAACUAGCAACUGCUGAUGGAGGUAAUUCCACUAACGGUAAAAACGCCACCCACCCCCUCGCCGGUGUCGAUGUGUCCCCUCGCGGCGCCGCUGUGAUCGCAGAAUCGUACAAGGCGCAGUCGGGGCAGGACCCGAUAAUUCUCCGGCGCAUGGGCUACAUCCGGAACAUUUACAGGGGGGCAAUCUACCAGAAAUUCUCCAGAAAUUUGACCCAAAUCGCGCAGGAGUUUCACGAGUCCUUGGCGGACUUGGUACUGGAUGAAGAGGAGAAGGCACAGCUUGAAGCGGCAAAAGCAAGUGGUGAAGAUGGCACGGACACCACGACAGCCGCAGCAGCAACUGCUGCUAGUACAUCAAGCACACCAGCAGCUGCCGCUCCGGCUCUAGCUACAACUCAAGCCACCACCACGACAUCCUCGAAGCCCCUCGAGCCCCUCGACAACGGCGGCAUCGAGCUGUUUCCGCAGAGAGAGUGCAUGGGCUUGGCCUACAUCAUUUCCCGCUUGAUUGAGGAGGAGUACGCUCUACUUGGCUACAUCACCGCGGUCUCCAGCGGGCAGUUGAGAGAAACUCUGGUGAAAAAAUCCCUGGAAAAGCGGUUUAAAUUGCAAAUUGGGAAAUGGCUGCGGAUCAUAUUGGACGACGUUGCUUUUGAUACACAUCUAUUCGGAUUUUUCGACACGAAAAUGCGGAGAUUAGAGAUGGAGAAUAGAAAGAGUGGAACACCAACAACUUCCACUGCUGGUUCAUCGGGCCGAAGCCUUUCCUUCAACGACAAAGUUUUUUCCCGCCAAACGACCGUCGAGCCCGAUCGCAUGUCCCACCGGGAUAGGAUUUUGGAGAGGUCCAGGUUCACCGACACGCUCGAGCAGGUUCUGGACAUAUCAACUAGUAAAAUGUCUGGGUCUGGAACAAAGCAACUUGUCAUGCUUAAUCUGAACCAUGUAAAAAUCUGUGUUGCAUGAUUACCAAAAGCUGUCCACUUUUGACCUAAUCAAGAGGCAGCUUCUCAUGCAGGAUAGGUAUGAUACAACUCGUCUCACAGAAUCUGUCAUGCUAUGUGCUACAUACCAGACCUCAUGGGUCAUGGAAAACCUGCAUGACAAGUCUGGCAUUCUUCCAGACCCAGACAUUUUUACAUUUGAUAGGACAUCAAGAAGGACGAAUUGGAUAGCGAAGACGAGGGAGAUGAGGAUCCAGUAGGACAAGAUAAUUCGGCAUCAGGAACUACAACUGUUGACGACACCGCUCUCCAAUCCUCCCUCCGUCCCCGGGAUUUACUAACCCCAAAGUUCCGAUACAACUACCUGCCAAAGUAUGUCCAGAAAAACGGAAACGAAUUCAAAAAUCGAGUUCUAGCCGCGGUGAAAAAUACUCCAAAAUUAUUGUCUCCGAAAGUUUUACUCUCCGACGACAGUCUGCUAAUUUCCUACCUGUCCCACGUGAUGCAACGGGAAAAGUUUUUGCGGAUUGUCGCCUCGUGGAUCCACGACUUGCGGUACUUGUGGGACUUUCUGGAGCAAAAACUGGAAGCGGAAAUCCAUGUGUCGACCGAUAGCAACGCGAUAGAGAAGUCGAGGAUCACGAAACGGCAGGAGGACUGGCGGGUGGAGUCCAUGAAUUUGCUUUACAGUGAACCCACCGGCGGGUUCCCCGUGCCCUUUCCCAUCGGGGAAACGACGUUGAUGAACUUACGCGCGGGCGGGGAGGCGAGGAAGUCGCAGAUGAAAGAAUACUAUCAACUCCAAAUAUGUCUGGGUCUGGAAGAUUGCCAGGUUUGUCAUGCAUAUUUCGCAUGACCCAUCAUGCGCAUGCCUGUAGGGCAUGACUUAGCAUCACAGAUUUUUGGAAGGCUUCCUGAUGCCUAUUCCGCAUGAAAAAUGCCCUCUCUGCGCAACACAAUCUGGGCUCCUCUUGCUGGUCAUGCAAUACAGAUUUUUUUAGAAUCGAAAGACAGCAUGAUAAAUUUGGAUCCUUCCAGACCCAGACAUAUUUGCAAUGCAUAAAUACAACCUAGCCUCCGUGUUUUUCCAGCACGUGAAGGGCGCUUUUGACACCCAUUUCGAGAACCUCUGGUUCCCGGUCGGCGGGACGCACAUUGGGUUGCUCAGGUACGGGUCGCUGCAGGGGUUUCACGCGAACUCGAGGAUGGACAUCCCGGACGCGGACAUUGACCUAGUGGUGUUGCUGGACGAAAAUCCGUUGUUGGACGAGCAAGCGGCGGAAUACGAUAAACUCCGGGUGGAAUUGGCGAAAUUAACAGAGGAAAUCCGGUUGGAAACGACGAAAAACGCCAAGUGCAAAACGGUCUUCGCGAUGGAGCAUUACAAACCGAUUCAAUUUGUUGGUGCGACUGAACAAAGAACUGGAUCCUCGUCAACGUCUACGUCAUCGUCAUGUGGGGCAAGUGAGGAGUUCGAGGAGAAGAGACGGACGUAUGAGGAGGUCAAGCGGAAAAUUGCAGUGUUGACGGGAAAGAUGGCAACAUCAUCCGAUACAAUUCUGACAAGCGCAACAGAAAUUCACAAGAACAUCCACAACGUGCAGUGGCGCGCCAUCUACGGUAUCCAGUUCGAUGAAUACGCCAAGUACCAGGAAACGAACACUACUUCUGUGACGGAGAUUUUGAAGAAAAGGCACCGAAAAGUCACCAAUUACCAUGCGUACGCGGCGAACCGGGUGUACCUUCUCACAGAGGAACUUGCGAAGC